Messenger RNA from Dictyostelium discoideum AX4, 669 nucleotides. It is a transcript of the gene pabpn1, whose product is annotated as polyadenylate-binding protein 2. The coding region runs from base 1 to 669 and encodes 222 amino acids. Lineage: Eukaryota; Evosea; Eumycetozoa; Dictyosteliales; Dictyosteliaceae. Gene Ontology annotation, cellular component: nucleus. The record is from RefSeq and is a predicted model, not a curated record. Gene Ontology annotation, molecular function: RNA binding; nucleic acid binding. The transcript is spliced from 2 exons.
AUGACUGAUAAUAACAAUGGUGAAAUCGUUGAAGACAAAGAUAAUGAAAAAUUAAAAGGAGAAGAUAAUAUAAAUAACCAUAUUUCAAACCACAAUAAUACAGAAGAAACUUCAUUUGAAGAUCCUGAACUAGAGGAAAUGAAGAAAAGAUUUAGAGAGAUGGAAGAAGAAGCAAAGAAAUUAACAGAAUUACAAAAUAAUUUGGAAUCAAAUAUAACAGGUAAUAAUGGUGUUGGUAUUGGUGGUAAUAUUGGUGGAGGUGGUGGUUUAAUGAAUACAGAUCAAGAAGAGAUUGACUCAAGAUCGGUUUAUGUAGGUAAUGUGGAUUACAAAUCAACUCAUGAUCAAAUUUUAGCAUAUUUUCAAUCCUGUGGAACAGUCAAUCGUAUCACCAUCUUGAGUGAUAAAACAACUGGUCAUCCAAAAGGAUGUUGUUAUGUCGAAUUUGUAAACAAAGAAUCAAUUAUCAACGCAAUGGCAUUAAACGAUUCAUUCUUUAAUGAACGUCAACUUAAAAUAACUCCAAAAAGAACAAAUUUACCAUACUAUAUGAGACAAGGUGUUUUACCACCUGGUAGAGGUGGUUUUAGAGGUGGAAGAGGUAGAGGUGGUAUUAGGGGUGGUAUUAGAGGUGGUCGUGGUAGAGGUAACUUUUAUCAACCAUAUUAA